Molecule: messenger RNA, 1179 nt
Organism: Cornus florida
Lineage: Eukaryota; Viridiplantae; Streptophyta; Magnoliopsida; Cornales; Cornaceae
Exons: 1
Coding region: 132-662 (176 amino acids)
Source: RefSeq, a predicted model, not a curated record
CAAAUAAAAUAAACCAGUUUUUUCCUAUUCUAAAUGCGCUUCGAAUGUGUCCACUUUCUAUAAAUAUUUACUUCAUUCCUUAAGCAAACAUCGAACCUCUACAAUUAAAUUAUUAUCCCUCUAUCUAGAAAAUGGCAAUCGCCAUUCUUCAAACGCAGGAAUACCUUACCCACAAUCGGUUUGGUUCGGAAACUAUAAUCUCCCCUCCCUUUAGAUCUCGCAGGAACCCUAACCCUCAAACGAUGCGUCCUAUACGGCGAAAGCGAAGUCCGGUGGGAUUUCAGGAGAACCGCCGAGAUCGUAGUCGGGACGAAGAUCAGACGGUGGUUGUGAAGUAUCCCGCCAAUAAUCUGGUCAUGGGACAGGUGAAGAUCUUGAAACGAGGCGAAGAGUUGAAGCUGGCGACGGAUCGGCGAUUCCGGGACGAAGAUUUUGUUUUGUCUUCGACGGAUCGGUUGGGGCCAGAGCCCGAGACGGUUCAGAAGCAAAUUAGGGCUUCGGAUUUAAAAGUGGUGGAUGGGCUGUGCUCUGGUUCGGCGUUGUUCUUAGAUUCUCCGCCGCCGAGUUCGGUACCGUUACCGGCCUUCUUCGCGAAGAAGGAGAAGAAGAUAGAUGUAGCUACGAGUGAUUUACGGCGAUUGUUGCGUCUUGAUCUGCUGUGAGUUUGUCUAUUUGAAUAUCAAAUCAGUGAUCUGCCGAUUAGCUGACCAGAAGAAGUUGAUUCGAAUUGGAUGGAGAUUGUUUAGUCCUCUGUUGGUUUAUUUGCUGUCUCUUAAUGUCCAUUCCUUUAUUUUUUUCAAGAGGAUGGUUAAGGGUGAGCAAACUAUGGUUGGAAGUGAACUAGUGUUUCUGAUCUAAUGCUUUCUGGAGUGACAAGGACAUUGUUGCUUGCCCACAAUAGUUAGUUUCAAAUGUAGUAAAAGAAGAAGAUUAGGUUUGUGUACAUUCUUGUAGUCUGUAAGUGUUGAUUUGGUCAAUGUGUGAUCAGCUGGAUGGGUGUUUCGUGCUCUUAGGGUGUCACUGUAGUCAUACGGAUUUUAGAUUUCUAAGUGUAUGCAGUUAAAGGUUAGACCUGAUAUUCGUCUCAGUUGUUGUUGAUUCCUAUUUCUAGAUGUAGCUUUUAAGUAUGAUGUAACCUUGAAGUUCACUUGAAUAAAAGUUUAGUUUAAUAGAAAAAAA